Messenger RNA from Arabis nemorensis, 543 nucleotides. The record is from the annotation of a GenBank genome assembly. Lineage: Eukaryota; Viridiplantae; Streptophyta; Magnoliopsida; Brassicales; Brassicaceae.
AUGUCAAGAUUCGCAGAUCAACUACUGUUCCUCCUCCUUCUCGUCUCUGUCUCCUUGUCCCCUUUCAGGUGUUUAGGUAAUGGAGCAAGUGGUAAAGAGAGAACAUUGGCUAUGAUAAAGCCAGAUGGUGUCUCUGGUAACUACACUGACGAAAUCAAAAGGAUCAUUUUCGAGGCCGGUUUCGAUAUCGUCAAGGAGAUGCUUACUGAGCUGGACAAGGAGACAGCCUCUGCGUUUUACGAGGAGCAUUCAUCAAGGAGCUUUUUUUCUCAUCUGGUUACAUACAUGACAAGUGGUCCGGUGUUUGUGAUGGUAUUGGAGAAGAGAAACGGGGUUUCUGAUUGGCGUGGUUUAAUCGGGCCAACGGAUGCGAAGAAAGCUAAGAUAUCUCACCCACACAGCAUCAGAGCAUUAUGCGGUAAGGACUCGCAAAGAAACUGUGUACAUGGUUCGGAUUCAACAUCAUCAGCUGAAAGAGAGAUCAAGUUUUUCUCCAUGGAUGUGAUUUCAGGUGACAUUGAUUCAGAACAUGAUGAACUAUAG